Molecule: messenger RNA, 1411 nt
Organism: Racocetra fulgida
Lineage: Eukaryota; Fungi; Glomeromycota; Glomeromycetes; Diversisporales; Gigasporaceae
Source: the annotation of a GenBank genome assembly
AUGACAUUGAAAAAAAAGUUACUUCUUACCGUGUUAUUUAUAAUUUUACAGUUAUUUAUUUUGGCAUUGCCUGCACCCAGUCCUCAAAAAAUCUACGUAAAAGAUGGGGAUCUUAUUGAUUGGACAGUUGCCAGGGAUUAUAGAAGCGUUGAUGGAUGUAAUACUACACGGAGCAUCAUAGUUGUUUACAAUACCUAUGAUAAAAAUUGCAUCUGCGGAAAUUGUACAACACUUGAGCCUAAAGAUUCGUCCUUUCCCGGACCAACCCUUAUAAUGACACCAGGGCAAUAUGUUAGAAUUUUAGUAAGGAAUAACCUUGACGAACCGGUCGCACUCCAUUGGCAUGGACUUCAUAUGAAAAACACCACUUAUUCGGAUGGAAUCACGCCCAUAACUCAAUGUCCAAUUCAAUCUGGUUUAAAUUUCCUAUACGACUUUUAUGCUAAUGAAGAACCUGAGGGACUUUUUGGCUACAUAAUUAUUAAGGAGAAUAAGGAGAAUGAUGAUUAUUAUGAUGUCGAUUUAAUUGAUGAUAAUUGCAUAUAUUGUGUACUCUUAUCAAACUUGUAUCGUUGUUCGACAGGCGAUGAAUUGAACUAUUAUCGUUUCUGUUAUGUUACAACCAGUUUAACUCCUGAACCUAUUCCUAACACCGUACUUAUCAAUGGAAUAGGUGGAAGAAAUGAAGAAAAUGGAGAAAUAUGUACUAACAAACCUGUGGAUAAUAUUAUCGAGAUCGAAGGAAUGCGAGUCAAUACAACUAAUCAAAUCAAACUCUUACCCAUAAAUGUCGCACAAAGAUAUUCUGUGAUAGCCACAACUAAUGAUACGACAACAAACAAUUUUUGGAUGCGUUUCCAAAUUAGCGUAGAUUGUAUUCGACGUAAUACACCUGUCGACCAAAUGAAGUCGCUAAUCAGAGAGAUUAAAGCAAUUGUUCGUUAUGAUAAAUCUGAAGGAAGACCCAAUACUACACCAUGGAUUCAAGAAAUUGAAAAAUUACCCUGUAUAGAUAUUGAUUAUACUUUGUUGUUACCAGCAGAUGUGUCAUCAAAAGCUCCAGAACUAGAAAUAGAUUCCAAAAAAAAUAAAUCAAAAACCUGCCAAGAAUCAACAGAAUGCCAAGAAUACACUUUUGAUGUUUCUAUGACCACAAUUAACUCUACGAAGAAUCUAAAUGAAAAUUAUGCUACAUUCGGCGAAGUAUCUUUAAAAUUGCGUCAAGGUUAUUCAGUUGGGAUAUUUUACGGAACUAUCUUCGGUUACACUGAAAAUACACUUCAUUAUACAAUGGAAAAUCUAGAACUAUUUGAUAUAUACGGUUCUUAUGGUCAAUCCAUUUAUCCUGACCCUUCACUGAACGUUGUAGUUUUAGAUAAAACACCAGACAUUAUUGAAGUGAUAAUAAUAA